AACAUGUAAACAAAUUUCGUCGUCAAACAAAAUUCUGUCUAGUACUAGUAGUAGUAACAUUACUUUAUUUUACCAGUAUUAUCUAUCGUUUCUAGCUCCCACAGGAUACGUCUUCUCUAUAUUUUAUUGUUUGCACAUAUUUUUGCGAGGUCUUGCUGCAACCUCUUCACUGCAGUGAGCGAUACAGUAUCUAGACAGACUAUAGAGUAUAGUAUAGCUCCAUUUUGAAGCCGCCUGGACUCGCUCAGAAAAUGAGCGAUCUCGGAGUGAAUGAGCAUCACAUGGAUCAAAUCCUCAGCUACAUGAGGUUUGCGAAAUAUCAACGCGCGCAACGAAUCAAGGCCGUCGACGGGAACUUUGAGGAUCUGAAGGACAGCAGGCUGGUGGAGGACGCCUACACCAGCGAUGAGAUUGCUGAGAUGCUAGCGGGUCUGCAGGCGGUCAUGCGUCCUCCACCAGCCUGCCACGUAGAAUCGACAAAAGCUGACAACCAGGUCCUAGCAACCGACCUGGUCACGACUAAACACAGACUGCUAGAGGUGCAAGAGCAGCUGGAAAUGGCCGAGAAGGAGCUUGAAAGGAAGUUUAGCAAGACAGCAGCGUACGCGAGCAUGAAGAAGAUUCUUGCCAAGAAGAAUGAACAGGUGAAAGACCUACGCAAGGCCCUGUCAAAGUAUGAAACACUUGACGACUUACCCGUGGAGUGAUUAGUAAAAUUCUCGGCCGCCAUGUGGAGCCACAUGCACAUCAGUGAACUAGCUACGGACAUGGCAUAGGACUUCUGCUAGGGUGUUGCUAUCCCCCGGGCGUGGAGGGACAGUCACGCGAUACAGUUGACGUAUACUUCAAAGUCCAA
Messenger RNA from Priapulus caudatus, 856 nucleotides. Its product is annotated as leucine zipper transcription factor-like protein 1. The record is from RefSeq and is a predicted model, not a curated record. Lineage: Eukaryota; Metazoa; Priapulida; Priapulimorpha; Priapulimorphida; Priapulidae. Gene Ontology annotation, biological process: negative regulation of protein localization to cilium. The coding region runs from base 252 to 707 and encodes 151 amino acids. The transcript is spliced from 7 exons. Gene Ontology annotation, cellular component: cytoplasm.